Molecule: messenger RNA, 6357 nt
Organism: Coturnix japonica (Japanese quail)
Lineage: Eukaryota; Metazoa; Chordata; Aves; Galliformes; Phasianidae
Cellular component (GO): membrane
Source: RefSeq, a predicted model, not a curated record
UUAUGAUUAUGACACGCAAAUGAAGCUGUUCUUUGCAUGAAGAUUAUCUGAAAGGAAAAACAGGACUGGCUUUCCGAAGGUCUUUGAGAAGUACUCGUUCUGGAAGGCAGGUACAUUAAUGGUGUUAGCAUCCAUGAGUUGGUUUCUGUAUUUCAUCUGUUAGGGCGGACAGUUCUCAAGGCAGAAACGAGUUCUUUCAAAGGAAGCACGUGGUUUCUGAGGGCAGGCUGCAGAACUUGGUGGAGGAGAGCAGUAUCUUUUGUAUGUGUUCAGUUGGCAAAGAAUAUAGCUGUCAUUUAGCAGCACUCAGAUAGUGAGCGAAUACGACUAGAGGAAUCAAACUGAGGUUUCAGUGAAAGCUAUGAAGUUUGUUAUUUGAAAGACAAACAACUGAAUGUAAAAACAUCUCUCACUGUUCACAUUUAGAAGCAGCAGUCAAUCCAUAGCUUUGUUACAACCAACAGCGGGGGCUUGUGAAUAUUUGUCUGCAGGGCUGUGUUCCAGGGUUUUUCAGGAAUAGGGGAGUUGUUCAUUUUGUUUGGAUGCUAUGCCGGUCUUGCCUAAUGCUGUAGAAGAGAGAAAUAACGAUCACUUUAGUCUGGAUGCUGGAGCCCAUCUGGGACUGUGAUGUUCUCUUCAGGGCUUAGCAGCUUAGCGACAAAUGAAUUGCGUUUGCAACGCUUUCUUCUAAACAUUUGUAAUUAACAAUGUUUGUAUAUAUGUAACAUAGAUGACUUGGGAAUCAGACCCACCUUUCUAUCGCAGCGUUUGGUUGCUUGAAUGGUUGCAAGUGUCUGGCUGCCUGAGGAGCCAGACGUUGGGCCAUUGGCAGAGGUGGAAGGAGGUUGCCAUCAGUGCAUUUGGAGAAUCUUGGCUUGUGGUAGGAACUGUGAGCGCAGACCUCUCCAACGUGGGGCUCUGCUUAUUUCCUGCGACUUACCACAAAGAUUUUUCAGCACUUCACUGUUGAAGCUUACACAAAAGAUAUUGUCUGUGUGCUGGGGAGGGGUGCAGGCACUCCAGGGGCUUUUUGAUGCUCUUCCAGCAGCGAGCUGAGUGUGAGCUCCAAUGCAACUGGAGACUUGUGCCACAGCUCCACUGCUGGCUGGUCUGAGGCAGCAGAGGUGUUGCCUCCAGGUCUUGGCUGAGUGUGCAGAGAGACAGAAUUGAGCCUCGCAUGUGAGGGAGAAUUGUCAAAGGGCAAUUGGUGGCAUAGCUUCAACCAAUCAACCUCAAUGAGAAAUCUCUGUCUUUAUUUAUUUGUUUUAAUUUUCCCCACUUCCCACAAGUUGUUGUAUUGGAUCAUGGCUGUUUCAGCCUAGUGCUGUGUUGAAGUGCAAGAGGGAGCAUGUGUACGGCUGUAUGCAGCUGUGAGCAGAUGGUAACUCCUUCCACAGUAACCCACUUUUCUUCCCAAUAACCUUCUCUGGAUCCCUCUCCUCCUUAUGCCAGUUAGGGAGCUGUGCUUAAAACAUGCGAUGUCUCGAGCUCCUUUGGCUUUGUUUCUGAUUGGUCCAAUUCCUCUGCUGUCUCCUCUUCACACAGGCCUGAUUGUUUUGGUAGAUUGCUCUGUCCUCCUGUUGUGUGAAUUUAGAGAGAGGCAGAAGAAGAGGGUGCUCUCAGCACAUCAGGUUUGGAGGUAGCAUCAGUGAUUGCAUUGUGAAAUAGGGAAGUCCUAGAAGAAAAGGCGCUUGGCUGUCUCCUUAUGUCCUCAAAAGCCGCUGCUUUGGUGACCGCCAAGCAAACGCUCUUGCUCUUGUGCAUGCCUACAGCCAGCUAGCAUGCUGCAGCUUUGGUCUGUGUUAGCUCUGCUGUCGUUUUCCUCUUCACUCUGUUAAAAUCUCUUGGUUCUCCUAUAGAUCCGUGACAGUGACAUCCAGUGAUGUCACUGGAUGUGACAGACCUUUGAGAAAAGUUGUGAUUAUAAAGCUGCUUUGGCUUGAUUCAGGACCAAGCCCUUGGGUUCCUCUAUAUUUUCUUUUUCUUUGUGGUCUGUUACAGUAGAGGUGGCUGGAAUGGUUUUUACCACAGGACAGUGAAAGGACUCAUGACUGAGUGGGUCCCUUGGGGCAUUUUGGGGGGUGUGUCAUGGCAACCACAGGUUGAAACAGAGGUUAACUACGUAACUCCGAGUGAUGCCUUAACUUGGUCAAUGCAUUUUGCAGCUCAGCUUCUGGGGCUCACUGGAUAGUGAGACCAGCUUAGGACUGCUUACCAAUAGCAUUGUGAGACCCACAACAGAGCUUGAUUUCAGCUUGAAGAGGAUAAAGGAGUUGUUUUGCAGAGUGGUUUGUUUCAGCUAUUGAAUACCACUGACUAUUUGUGAAAACACAAUAAGUAAAGAAACUCUACUUCUCAGAGUCUGCCUGGGUCCUGUUUGGUCAGGGGAGAAGCUGGAAGAAGACAUAGCUGUCAGCUAAAGCUGGGAUAGCUGUCAGCUAAAGCUGGGUGACCAGGAGGAUCAUGGUGUACUCUUUAUGACUAGAGGAUAGUGUAAAAGAAUUUAUUACUGCUGUUUUUUUUUAGGUCCAGGUCAGUUCCCAAAUUCCUCCCUUAGUCUGCACACUUGCAGAUGGCUUCUCUACAAUUUAAAUGUUGUAACCCAUGUUCGUUUGUGAGAAGGAGCCUGUAUCAACCUGUGUUAGUGGCCACUGACCCUCUCUUUGGGGAGGUUAAAAACUAAAAUGGAUCUUUCUGUGGCAGCACUGUGUUUUGUCACCGAGAGCAGAGAAGCUUAGUUUUCUGGAGAGGAAGUUAACCUUGGAAAUGAGAAUGUGAAUAGUUACUGCUGAGAGCUACCUGCUGGGUCACGCCUGUGGGUAACAGGGAAAAGGACUUAGGUCUAGAGAAGGGAUCUCAUAGCGAGUCUGCUGCUAUUAUGUGACUCUCUGGGAUCUGCUGGAAUGAGUAAUUUUCUUUCACAAACCUGAAGAAGCUUUUUUCCUAUUCUUUGGUAUUAAUCAUAAAAACACCUUAGCCUUCAGAAAUCAAAUCCUAGAAGUACCUGGGUAGGGUUCUUUAGCCAUCCGAAUGAUGGUUCUGGUCGCUCUGUGACUUCUUUAGCAGCUACGAUGAUGCCUUCUGGCAUGGGCCUUGCUUUUUGCUCUGAAUGCAGCUGAAGCACAGCAACAGGUGACUCAUGCUGGUUUCGGGGCAGCCAGGGAUGUGCUCAGCCCUGUGAAGCUGUGUGUUUUGGGGCUGGCUAGGCUGACUCCAGCUGAGCCUUUCUAGGUGCAGAGCUUUUACUUGUGAUGCCUGCACAGUAGUUUCUUACUCAGGGCUGCUGUGUUUCUCGGCUGGUGUGGAAGCAGGUGUGCCAUCAGAUGCUCUCUUGCCCUCUGCCAUGCACUGGAGGAGUGGAGGACCUGGUGUUGUUUGGUACCAGGAACUAAGAAGUGUUAGAAAUCCUCACUUGUCUGUUUCCUUCCUGCUUGCCUCUAAGCCACCUCUGCUGCUGAGUUGUCCCCAUCGCUGUUUGCAGCUGGCAGGCAGUUGUCCUUUGGUCAAAGCCAGGGCUCAGUGCUUCGGGUGCAGCAGUGCUGUACAGCAUGGUUCCUGGCCCAGAAUCAUGCCUCGCUGAUUUCUUUUGGCCUUUCAUUUCAGCGGGCAGUGUUUGACCAAAUGCUGCAGUUGUGAUGAGGUGACGAGUUGUACAGGGCUGUCACCCGCUGCUCUGGUUUCCUCUUGCGCAUCAGAACUGCUACUGCUGAGUGUAUCUGAGGAAUUCACUUCCAAGCACUUUAAAAAAACAAAACAAUUGCUUUGAAAACAGUUUGCUGAAGUAUCUCCUUCGGUGCUGAGUCGCUGUGAUGGCCGCCUCCACCUCGCUCAGCACGCACUGCUUUGUGCUGGGGGUGUUUGGGUGAGGAGCACAGGCAUGGGAGCAGCUUUGCCUACAGGUGUAUGUGGGCAUAGUGCUCACCUGUGUGUGGGGGGAGCUGCUUCCUUUUGCUGCAUGUACUGCAAACAUGAGAGCUGAAUGUCUGGGACAGUCUUGUACAGGACUUUCUUUUUUUGAAGAGGUGCAAGAUUUGAGUGCAUGUUUACUUGCCCCAGAUCAAAGGUUUUGAACACUAAGGUCACUAUCAGCUGAAUGGACCCUUCUCUUGGCGCUCUUCUGUCUUCAGGCAAUCCAAGCUGCUGCCCUUUCUCUCCCACUUUUGCUGUACCUAUUGUUGGGUUUUGGUCUUUUCACUUCCAAGAGAGCUAUGUACAGAAAAAAUGAAAGCAAUUAAAUGUUCAAGCCAUAACAUCAUGAGUGCGGGAAGAGCCUCUGCACGAGUUUUAAUGUAUUUAUAUGUGAAACGAUGUUUGUAUGAAAUAUUUUCACGGUAGAAUGCAUAUUUAACAAAAGAAGUUGCGGUAAGAUGAAACAGAGUUGAAAAGGAUGUGUUUUGUAAAGGUGCAACUGUGAUUGGUUACUGCUAAGUAGAAUUCUUUUUCUUUAGGGGAGAUGCAACCAAUUAUUGCGAGCUGCAAUUGCGAGAGGUCCUUUCUGCUGUUUGGGGAAGUAUUUAUGCAGCAUCCCGUGUGGCUGCCAUAACUCAUGGCGAUGGCCAGGCCGGUCACACGUUCAGGACAUACCUCUCCCGCCCCACGCCAGCCCUGUCCAAACGGGGCCCUCCCUCCUUUCUGCGGUUUCCUCCUGUGCGACUUUUCCUACUGUAACUGUACCGGGUUGAACUCUUGAGCUGAGAUCCAGACUAAAGUUGUGUGUCACUCAGCAGUUUCUGCCGGGCCUUCUGCUGUUUUAAUACUCUGUAGCCCAUCCUUACUGGGUCUCUUUGUUCUGAAGAACUAAGUGCUAAAGAAUAAUCCUUGGGGUGAGCUUACACGCGCGUUCACAGUUAACCCCGGCGUAUCUAACUUGUAUACAGUACUUGAUAGGUGUUUUAUGACAUUUGUACUCGAACUAUGAGCCUUACUGAACAUCUGUAGGUUUAUUCAUGACUUUUCAAAAUGGAUAACUCUAAGAAAGAUGUUUACAUGACUGACGAUUGCCCUUCCUUUGAUGUUAUGAAUGAGGUUUUUAUAGUGUGUUUGGGUGUAUGUGCAAGGAAGCAAGAAAAAAAAAACACAAAACGUUUCUGGGAAAAAAAAACAAAAACAAAGCAACAACCAACAAACAGACUCGGGAAACAUUUGUAAUAAGUGAAUUUUAAAGAUCGCUUUAAUUGCGCUACGGAGGCAAUGCAGAUAUUAAACUAUUCAACACAAGCGCUGUGUGUCCGUGUUCGCUGCGCGGCGCCCAUCCCCGCGGGCUCUGAGGGCCGGGCCGCCUGUCGGACCGGGCCAACCCCUGUGGCCGGGCUCCGCCCCGCCGGAGCGACAUGGAUCGCUACCGGUACUUCGUCUUCAACCAGCGCAACAUGGUGCUGCUGGGGCUGCUGCAGGUGGCCUUCAGCACGCUCUGCGUCGUCAGCGGGCUCGUCGACGGCGUGUUCGGGGGCGAGUCGCCUCUGGGCAGAACCAGAGCUCCCGUAUGGGCCGGGAUGGUGAUGGGAGUCCCGGGCGUCCUGGCGUUGUUUUCCUCUCAGAAGAAGAACCCGGUCCUUGUGAAUGUGCUGAUAGCAGCAUCUAUGCUGUCCUGUGUGUCCAUCCUCAUUGUCAUAGUUUACAGCUCCCUGACGCUGUCCUAUGGAGAAAAGGAGGAGCUAAGCUCUCACCCGGUACACGUUGUGCAUACAAAGCUUGCUCUGAAUAAAGUUGUCAAGGGUGCAAACAUCAUCAUGUUAAUUGCAUCCAUCUGCAGCACUGUUGUUGUGCUGGUCAUUGCCUACCUGGGGUGUCGAAGUCUUCCUCGCUGCUCGUGCUAUGACAGCGUAACUGGGAUGGAAUGGCUGCAGCCUUGUGACGACCAGAUUCAGGCUGUGGAAAUGGUUUGCGCUGUACAAAGUCCUGGGGAUGGAAUUCUUAACUUCCCAGCUCGGUUUCCAGUUCAGGACUGUGACGUGGAGGAAGAUGCAUCCAAACCUCCGCCAUACAUCAGAAUGGCUUGAAAAAGUGAUGGACUGAUCUAAAGCUGCUAGUUGAGAUGUGCAGCGAGAUGGACAAAAGGAGUUCUUCCUAUUUAAAUUCAUUUUCUGGGCCUUUAUACAGAAUGUACAUGGAAGGAGAGACCUGUUGAAGGCCCAGUGGUCAGCAAAGAUCUCAGCAAAUGGAGAGACCUGCAGAUAUUUGGAGACAUUCAGACUCUGUAUAGCUGAAAUAGCUCAUUGCCUCUUGGAAGUGUGGGCUUUUUUAUCCGGCUUUUAUACUUUGUUCGUGUGUUCUUCCACUAGAAUUCAUGGUGCAGUUUGCCUAGCAGUGCCGGCUGUACACAUUUAAACAUUAAAUGCAGUUUAUUUUUAAGAGAAA